Messenger RNA from Procambarus clarkii (red swamp crayfish), 4383 nucleotides. The record is from RefSeq and is a predicted model, not a curated record. Lineage: Eukaryota; Metazoa; Arthropoda; Malacostraca; Decapoda; Cambaridae.
AUGGCCGAAACGUUGUUUAUGUUUGGUGGUCUGAUGAGCUUGUCCCGAGCCGCGGUAAAUAUCUGCUAACCACAAGAGAAUUUAGCUAUUCUUAGACUUAUAAUAUGACUUUAAUACCGACCAAUAGUCAGUACACGAACGUACACACUGUGUGUGUGUGAACCGCGAGAAGAAUCCUUGUGAGAGCCAUUUUAUGAACCAAGAUCACUGUAACCGUUCAGUAAUUCCGUGCUAGAGUUCGACGCCAUCACAUCAACAGUCAUCACCGACACACUCGAAAGACAAAGCAUAAGACAGCACCCUGGCUUAAUUAUCGUGCCCAUUGGCAGUGUUGUGGCUCCAGGAGACUCCAAGUCAUAAGACAACUCCUGCAGUCAUCACGGGAGGCAUCUCCCGUCACGCAGGGUGCAGUCGCACCUCCACAGAUCUCUAGUAUCAGCUCUUGAUACUGGUAAUGGCUCAAAAGGGCCACCACUUACGGGCUAUUCAUGCCCGUGCCACCUUUUGGGUGGCUUAAUCUUCAUCAAUCUGCAGUCAUCAGGAGGCGUAUAUCACCUUUACACACCAAGCAUAAGACACCCAAGCUUAUUACCCCAAGUGGCAGUGUUGUGUCUCCAAGAAACGCCCCCUCCUUCACAAGAAGACAACUGUAGUGGGACAGCCAAAGGCUUGGGACCUGUGCAGAAAUAUCCCUGCAAAAAAGUAUAUUACAAUUACAAUCAUCGAGAGGAGAUACCCUUCACACUCCAAGUAUAAGACAACAGCUGGGCUUAAUUGUCCUUCCCAGUGGUAGUGUUGUAUCAUAACGAGACUACCCACAUUACAAGCAAGGCAUCUUUUGCAGUAAUCACAAGACGAUAUCUUUCACCCUAACUGCACAGAUCUGCACAAACAUUAUUUGUCUUAUAAGACAACACCCUGGCUUAAUUAUCCUACUCAAUGGUAGUGUUUUUGUCUGCAGGAGAUGACUCAUGUCACAAGACAACUCCUGCUGUCAUCGAGAGGAGAUAACCAUCACAUACCAAACAUAAGACACCAGCCAGGCUUAAUUAUCCUACCCAGUGGCAGUGUUGUUUCUUAACGAGACUACCCACAUUGCGAGGCAUCUCUUGCAGUAAUCACAAGAAGAUAUCUUUCAACUAACUGCACAGAUAAUAAAGAAAAUGAACCAUCACCAGUGUCCAGUUUGUUGGAAAACAUUCAGUCGUAUUGGAAGUAUGAAGAGGCACUUGAUGGUUCAUACGGGUGAUAAAUCUCAUGAAUGUCCUGAGUGUGGGAAAGCAUUCAGACAACUUCAACAUAUGAAAACUCAUAUGAUAGUGCAUACGGGAGAUAAACCUUACACAUGUUCAAUGUGUGGGAAAUCAUUCAGUCAUCUUGCAAGCAUGAAGAGGCACACGUCUGUGCAUACAAAUGACAAACCUCACGAGUGCCCAGAGUGUGGGAAAACAUUUAGACAGCUAGAACAUAUGAAGAAUCACAGGAUGGUGCAUACUGAUCUUAGACCUCAUGAGUGUCCAGUGUGUGGAAAUGCAUUCAGUCAUCUUGCAAGUAUGAAGAGGCAUAUGACUGUGCACACGGGUAACAAACCUCACGAGUGUCCAGAGUGUGGGAAAACAUUUAGACAGCUUGAACAUAUGAAGAAUCACAGGAUGGUGCAUACGGAUCUUAGGCCUCACGAGUGUCCAGAGUGUGGGAAAACAUUCAGUCAUCUUGCAAGUAUGAAGAGGCAUAUGAUGGUACAUACAAAUGAUAAACCUCACGAGUGUCCAGAGUGUGGGAAAACAUUUAGACAACUUGAACAUGUGAAAAAUCACAGGAUGGUGCAUACCGGUCUUAGACCACACGAGUGUCCAGAGUGUGAGAAAACAUUUAGUCAUCUUGCAAGUAUGAAAAGGCAUAUGACAGUGCAUACGGGUAUUAAACCUCACCAGUGCCCAGAGUGUAGGAAAUCAUUUAGACAACUUGAGCAUAUGAAGAAGCACAGGAUGGUGCACACUGAUCUUAGACCUCACGAGUGUCCAGAGUGUGGGAAAUCAUUCAGUCAUCUUGCAAGUAUGAAAAGACACAUGAUGGUGCAUACUGAUGAUAAACCUCAUGAAUGUCCUGAGUGUGGGAAAACAUUUAGACAGCUUGAACAUAUGAAGAAUCACAGGAUGGUUCAUACAGGUCUUAAACCUCAUCAGUGUCCAGAGUGUGGGAAAACAUUCAGUCAUCUUGCAAGUAUGAAGAGGCACAUGAUUUUGCAUACAGGUAAUAAAUCUCAUGAGUGUCAAAGAGUGUGGGAAAAUAUUCAAACAACUUCAACAUAUGAAAACUCACAGGAUGGUGUGUACGGGCCUUAAAAUACACAGGUAUCUAGAGUAUGGGAAAACAUUAAACAUUCAGUCAUCUUGGAUGUAUGAAAGUACGCAGGACAGUGCAAAACCGUUCGAGUGUUCUGAGUGUGGAAAAAGAUUCAAACAAUUUAUUGGUAUCUUAAGACAUGUAGCCACAUACAGGGGUGUAAACCUUCUGAAUGUUUUGAGGGUAGGCAAAGGUUUAUGUGGUGUGUAACUGGGAACUGUUACAUGACAGUGCAUAGCCUAUAGAUGAUAAACCCUACCAGUGUUUGAAAUGUGGAAAAAAUAAGUUAAUGUAAAUAUCAUGUUUGAAAAAACACAGAAAAGGACAAAGAAAUGGCAAACCACAUGAAUUUCUCCAAGCAUAGUGCAUGGUUGAAGUCGUAAUAAGCAAAUUAUCUUAAAGCACAAGAUAGUGUGUAUUAAAGCUCUGUGGAAAGUUAUUUGUUUUAGUAUUACAGUAUUGUAUGAGAUAUAUACAUAUCAGAACAUAUAUUUCCAAUGCAGCUUACUAAACUAACGCAUUGUUCAGUCAUCUUGAAAGUGGAACUUUCUGCAAAUAUACAUUUUCCUGACUAUUAAGUGAAUAGUACCAAAUUCUACUAUCUAAUUGUCCAUUACAUCAAUAUAUAUAUAUGAUGGCCCACAUAGUUACAAAAAGUACUAUCUAAACAGGAGGAUGGAUUGAAAUAUAUUAUUUUUCUCUCGUUUCGAGUGAGAAAUCUUCUUAACCAUGAAUAAAUGUCAUAUGAUAAUGUCGCCAGUCUCUGGAUGUUUUAUUUAAGAUAGGCAUAGAUGGUAUAUUAGCCUAAUUCCAUCAUAUAUUAUUAUAGUUGCUAUAUAUGUCACACUAGUAAGCAUUGUACAUUGUGCAGUCAUGAAGAGAAGACCUUCACAUACCAUGAAGAAGAAGUAAUUACAUUAUUUGAAUAUGACAUAUAUUAACCUGGUGUGUCUGUAAUUUAUAAAGCCUAAGCCAGGGGAGCAAGUAGCCUGGGUUCAGGCCUAGUAGGCUAUUUAUGUUUUUUUUUUAAAUAAAUUAAAAUUAAUUUGACUGUAGGUUUUAGGUGUAAUUUGAAGUGAUUUAACUUUAUAUGUUCACAUUGACAGCAACAGAAUUAUAGUUGACAUAACCAAAAUAUAAUUAAAGUAUAAAAACUGUAGGCAUUCCCUCUAAAUCCGAUACUACAUAUAUUGCUUUGCCUUGCUUAUUCACUUGUCUAUAUCCAUAUCUCUCCUACAGUAUCUGUGCCUGGAGACCUUCGACUCAAAACUACUAUUACACAUAAUUACUUAACAUUAAUGAAGAAUUAGAACAAUAACACUACAAUUUUAGACAGCAUUCAGCCCCCUUUAAUCUUGAACAAGCUAAAUAUAAUGGCAGUAAAACAAACACACACACACACACACACACACACACACACACACACACACACACACACACACACACACACACACACACACACACACAACACAUGUGUGUUGUUAUUUUUACUAUUUGAGUCUAGAGAAUCGAGUUAUUAGCACUUGGACCUCACCUUUCUAACCAAUCACUUUUCCUCUAUAAUGUGUACUACAUCUAAUUCUAUUCUUAGUGCAUUCCAUUUGGCCUCCACCACGAGAAGGUGGUGGAGGCCAAAACCGUCAGUAAUUUCAAAGUAUUAUACUGUUUGUCAAAGAGUACCGGGAAGACGGAACACCACAAGCAUAGCUCUCAUCCUGUAAUUACACUUGGGUAAUCACACACACACACACACACACACACACACACACACACACACACACACACACACACACACACACACACACACACACACACACACACACACCCCAACCACCACCCCACCAAUUACCCCCCUCCCUAACCUACCUACCUAUCUCCACAGACCUGGGGAUGUGUACGUGUGUUAGAGAGAAAUGUAUGUAGUAGAUAUAGAGAAAAAUACAUUGGUUAAAAAGGUCUCUCUCCUCUGUCUCUGUCUCUCUCUCUCUCUCUCUCUCUCUCUCUCUCUCUCUCUCUCUCUCUCUCUCUCUCUCUCUC